AUGAUCAAACAGUUUAUCAUUGCUUCUGCCGCAUUAGUCUGCGCAAACGCUCUGCUGCCGGUGGUGCUCGGACCCGGCGACAAUUCAAAAACAGCUAAAUUUUUAAAAGAGUCCGAAGCAAGUAAACAGUAUCGUUUGCCUCGGAACAUAGCCCCGCGAGUGUAUAUAAUAGAAUUCGAUCCUGAUUUCGUGGGUGAAGAGUUCACGUUCAAAGGAAACGGUAGCAUUAUUUUUGAAGUACUUCAGCCAACAAGUUCAGUGACUUUCCACAGGUCUAACAAAAUAGCAAUAGACAAAGCUUACACAAAACUCAUUGACAAAAAUGGAGUCGUGCUGGAGCCAAUUGACCAGGAGUGGAAUUCCCAGAAUGAGUUUUACAGUAUAAAGUUUCGAAAUAAGCUCAAACCUGGCAAUUAUGAUUUGAAGUUAAAGUGGACCGGUGAUGAUGCAGGCAAUGACUGGUUUGAUCAACAAUCUGGAUUCUUUCGUGAGAAAGACCUACUUGAUAAUGGCCAAACUCAAUAUCUGGUUACUACUCAAUUCCAACCAGUAGGUGCACGAGAUGCGUUCCCAUGCUGGGAUGAGCCUGGGUUCCGAGCCCAAUUCGAAAUAUCAAUAAAGCACUACCCGAAUUACACAGCGCUCUCAAACAUGCCCGUUAGAACCCACCAGGAGCUGCCAGAUUCCAAGAUAGUAACCCACUUCGAAAGAUCCGUGGCAAUGUCUACGUACCUCGUUUGCCUGACGGUCGCCAACUACAAGCCCGUGAGAGGUGAUAGAGGGAUCAACACAUUCUACGGGCUAGAAAGCAAUCUACCUUUUCUGAAGCAGUCGCUGGAGAUCAGCGAGAAAGUUCUUGAAGCGAUGGAAGCCUACACGGGAGUGCCCUACGCACUGCCGAAAUUGGAUCACGUAACUAUUCCCAAGUACCAGGCCACUGGGAUGGAGCACUGGGGUCUUGCCAGUUACAACACUCCUGUAGUGACACUUAAAAACACAACUUUGAUUCCCGACGAUGAUAAUUAUUACAACGGAAUAGUGCUGGUAGCUCAUGAAACUAUUCAUCAGUGGUUCGGGAAUCUUGUCACCCCUCUUUGGUGGGACGAUUUGUGGUUGAGUGAAUCCAUGACUACAUAUUUCCAAUUUAAACUUCUUGAUCAGAUACUCCCCGAUAUUCACGGAAUGGAUUACACAGUAAUUAUUUUCAUGAACGGCGCAUUCGACACAGAAGACUCCGAAAACGCAAAACCAAUAAAAUGGAUACCUCGGAAUAAAAUUGAGUAUGACAAAAUAUUCAGCUCUACUACAUAUCAAAAAGGCGCUGCCGUGCUACACAUGUUGGAACACGUCCUCACUAAAGAAGUCUUUCAAAAAGGAAUCGUUGGGUAUCUCAAAGCGAACCAAUUUCACGGCGUAGUUAGUGACGAUCUUGCCGAAGGGUUUCAAAAAGCGUACGACGAGGCUUUCAAAGAAAAACUUGACUUGAAUGUCAAAGAGUUUGUGGAUCUUUGGGUCGAACAAACAGGCACUCCACUUUUGACCGUAACUAGAAACUACGAAACCGGUGAAACAGUCGUAGCGCAGAAGAAUUCCCGGGAAAUCAACCCGGAUAACAAGUGGAAGAUCCCGAUAAAUUACGCGACUAAAUCCAAUCCUGAUUUCUCAUCCACGGUUCCGAUGGUUUGGAUGAAUGAGGACCAGGAUACUAUCACGCUGCCUGACAUUGACACGGACGACUGGAUCAUCCUCAAUAUUCAACAGCGAGGGUUUUAUCAAGUAAAUUAUGACAAAGAAAAUUGGUACCGACUAGCAAAGUGUCUGGUGGUGAAUCACGAAAAAUUCCAUCCCUUGAAUCGGGCCCAGCUGCUAACAGAUGCCUGGAGACUCUUUGACAGUGAUAAAUCUAAUAUUGAAAUAAUUUUUAACAUAACCGCAUACUUAGGCCGAGAAAAAAACAUCCUGGUCUGGAAACCGGCAGCUGAAAUUAUUUCCGAGAUGGCUGACUUGGUUCGUAAAACAGAAAUUGAAGAUUUGUUCAAAUCUUACGUUCUUUCCCUGACGAAAGAUAUGACGUACCAAGAUUUCUCGAGUUAUUAUACAAGGAACCAACUUGUACCAGUUCUUUGCGAUUUCGGGCACCCAGACUGCAGAUCGGCCGCUCGGAAACUUUUUAAUGAAUUUAUGAAGAAUCCUUCGAAAGAUGCAUUUCCGUCCUCUGAUUGGGAUUGGGUGAUUUGUUCAGCACUCCGCGAGCUCGGUACAACCGAAUGGGAAAAAUAUAUGAACGACAGUUCCCUGGAGAAGAUUGUUCCAUUAUCAAAGUACCUUUUCAUCAAGUGCACAGACGACAAAGACAAACGCGAUAAGUACUUAGACGAAAUGUUGAAGUCCAAUGCUAAUGUCAGUAAAGAUUUGGCUACUGACGUCCUGCAAGGAUUGAUUGAAAGCAAUUCCCAAAACUUUGCCUACAUACUCCAGUACUUGAACGACCACUUGGAAGCCAUUAGGAAAUUCUACGAGGACGACACAGACAACAAUCUGGUAACUCUUCUUGCUCGAAUGGUUGCUGCUGUCAAAACCCAACAACAGUUCGAUAAAAUGAAAAGCUUCAUGGAAACGCACGAGGAUAAAUUUAAAGAAAUAAUUUCCGAUCCCGAGAUGACGGUCAAGAGUGUACUGGAGGAAGUCAAGAUUUCUGUUUCGCUGGCAGAGCAAUUUAAAAAGGAAUUCAAUAAAUACAUCGAUAGAAAUUUUGUUGCAGAUAUUGAAAAUGACAAAUCGAGUAUAGAUGCUUGCAAA
Cotesia congregata is the source of this 2799-nucleotide messenger RNA. The record is from the annotation of a GenBank genome assembly. Lineage: Eukaryota; Metazoa; Arthropoda; Insecta; Hymenoptera; Braconidae.